This is a messenger RNA of Lachancea nothofagi CBS 11611, 465 nucleotides long. The record is from the annotation of a GenBank genome assembly. NCBI's taxonomy places the organism in Eukaryota, Fungi, Ascomycota, Saccharomycetes, Saccharomycetales, Saccharomycetaceae.
AUGCACAACACAUCGACACAACCUGAUGUAGCGCAGGUCUCGCAGGCCGUGGACGCCCUGGCGAAAUCGAUUCUUGCACAGCGCGUACAGGCCCAUAGAGACAAGCCGGAGCGUCUGCGGAAGCUCGAAUCGCUCAAACAGCAGUUUGAUGCCCUUCUCCAAGCGCAGAGCGAGGUCACGAAAAGCACAGAUGCGUCCUUGCGGUUGGAUGCGAUGCAGCUGGAUCUGGAACUGCAGAAAGGACUUGAGACUGUGGAGCGCCAAGGAGUCCAGUACGUGCUUUUGCCGCUGGUCCCUGGCACGGGUGUCGUGCCAACGUCCGCAUCCUUGCCCGCUCCUGCUCCUGCAACACCGUCGAAGACCUCCAAGAAAAAGAAGAAAAACAAGGUACUGUGCUCUUAUUGCCAGAUGCAAGGCCAUACCAGGGCCCAUUGUGAGAAAAGGCUCCUCUCUCCGCAACCUUGA